Messenger RNA from Manihot esculenta (cassava), 2205 nucleotides. RefSeq lists its product as uncharacterized. The transcript has 9 exons. Bases 1 to 2205 code for a protein of 734 amino acids. The record is from RefSeq and is a predicted model, not a curated record. Lineage: Eukaryota; Viridiplantae; Streptophyta; Magnoliopsida; Malpighiales; Euphorbiaceae.
AUGGAUGGUGUGGGAGUCAUUCUAACAGGAGAGAGUCAAAUUCCUCAGGAGAACUGGGAGAGAGUAGAGGAAGCUGCAAUGGACAUAGUUAAUAGAAUUCAUCCAACUGUUGAAUCCCAUUGUAAGAGAAAGGAGGUCAUAGAGUAUCUGCAGGCUCUCAUUCAAUCUUUCCUUGGGUGUGAGAUUUUCCCAUAUGGGUCAGUUCCAUUGAAGACAUAUCUUCCAGAUGGAGAUAUUGAUUUGACCAUCAUUUGCCAUCCAGCUGUUGAGGAUGCGAUGGUUGCUGCUGUUCAUACUAUUUUGAGACAAGAACAGCAGAAUAGGAAUGCUCCAUAUGAAGUGAAGGAUGUUUAUUUUAUUGAUGCUGCUGAGGUUAAGCUUGUAAAAUGUAUUGUACGAAAUAUUGUGAUAGAUAUAUCCGUCAAUCAGUUAGGAGGACUUUCCACCCUUUGUUAUCUUGAACAGGUUGAUCAGAUUGUUGGCAGAGAUCACCUCUUUAAACGUAGCAUCCUUCUGAUAAAAGCUUGGUGUUAUUUUGAGAGUCGUACUCUUGGUUCCUAUCAUGGUCUAAUUUCAACAUAUGCCCUGGAAACUCUCAUUUUGUAUAUCCUCCAUUUAUUUCACAAUUCCUUAAGUGGACCCCUGGCAGUUCUGUACAAAUUUCUGGAUUACUUCGGCAAGUUUGAUUGGAAGCAUUAUUGUAUUAGUUUAUAUGGGAGAGUUUCACAAUCUGAUCUCCCCAAUAUUGUCGUUGAGCCACUUGAAAAUCGGGGUGAACUCUUGCUUAGUGAUGAAUUUCUUAGAAGAUGUGUGGGUAUGUUCUCGGUAUGGUCAACGAAUCCCGAGAUCAAUUCACGGCCUUUUCCCGUGAAGCAUCUGAACAUAGUUGAUCCUCUGAAAGCUAAUAACAACCUAGGCCGCAGUGUAAACAAAGCUAGCUUCCAUCGCAUACAGAGUGCUUUCAAAUAUGGAGCUCGCAAGCUUGGCCGGAUUCUUUCAUUACCCUGUGAGAAAAUGAUCAAUGAACUUAAUAGGUUUUUUGAAAAUACAUUGUGUGGACAUGGAAGCAAUUAUUGGACUCACAUGCAAAACCCUUGCAUGGCAUGUGCCUCUAGAAAUUCUGAUAAUUCAUCCUUAUCAUCUCUCUCUGAUACCUCCCAUCUUCAGCUUUCAUACUCCUACGGAGAAAAUGGAAAAUUUGAUGGUGCACUUGGCUGCACAUCAAGAUCAGAAUACAAAGAGAACUAUUUUGUGGUUAAUAAUUCAGCCUGUUCAUCUGCUAAUAAUGAGGAUAAACCCCUUGUGGGUUCAGCAACUAAAAUUCUUGUCAAUAACAGCUCAGAGAAUCUAACUCCAACUGUUGGUGAAAGAGAAUAUGGUAGCAUUACUGAGACUUCUCAAACUUUCAAAUCCAUAUUAGACCUCAACGGAGAUUAUGAAUGCCACUUAAAGAGUGUGUUAUAUGGUCAAUAUUGCCAGUUCUAUGCUGAAAACGCUCCCACGCUCUUCUUUCCUCUCAUGGCAGCUGUCUGUCAAUACUUACAGUUGAAACAGAAUGUUCAAUCUCAAAUGCGUACAGAUGGUGUUUUCAGACAACAACAGUACUCUUUGAACCCUCCUGCACAAUUUAGUGCAUCUGUCGAUUAUGACAGAAAGGAAAAACGAAGAGGAACAGGAACCUACAUUCCUAGAAUGAGUUAUCCUUCGUAUCGGGGUCGGCCGUCUUCAGGAAAAUGGAAGUACCAGACUAGAGGAAGAAAUGGUGAACCGGAUAGGUACACUCAUGAUAAUUGGGUGGUUGCAACUCCGCAAAAGGGAAAUUGUUCUAAAUCUAGCCAUGAGCUUUCAGAGGCAGAAUACCCAUAUCUGGGGAAUGCAAAGCCUUUACCAUCAAAGAUUCUUACACCUCAGUCAUCUGUGUGGGGUUCUUCGAGUGCCGAUGCCUUCUCUCCCCAACCAGAAAGUAUUGCUUCCGAGUUUCAGUCUCUUCAACUGCAUGAAGAGUCCUUGCCAGAAAGGAUCACCCCAAAUUAUGCUGGCGUUUCAUGUACAACGAGCUCUACUUCAAUCCCAAUAACAACAGCAGCCGAGAGGUCUGAAACAGUUUCAGAAAAUGAGCAUGAAAGGGUUGCGGUGCAGCCAUAUUGUUUGAAAGAUGAGGUUGAUUUUCCUCCUCUUUUCCAAGGAAGAGCAAUGGGGAUAUAG